AUGGAGAUCCACGUACAACACCCUCGCUCAACCCCUCUAGGCACAAAAGAACUAGGUCCAAUCUCCAAUUUGGCGCCAUUUUCCGCCUUGAUCAUCUCCAUCGUGUUGGUGAUAUGCUUCUUCGUUCGCUUCUACAUCCUCGAAGGAUUCCUCGUCCGUCGUCUAUAUGGCUCCAUAUACACAGGAAUGAGCGAGCUAAAUCGUCGUGGCUUCGUGAAUCAUCAUAUCGCCGGUGCCACCAAAGUGAUCAUCUUGAUUGUUGCCGCAUACCCAUUCAUCAGUAUCACGUUUUGCAGAGGGCCGUCAUUCAACACGCCCUUCGUCCAUGGCUCACUAGUCACACUGGGGGACAUCAUGAUUAUUGUGGCACAAAUGUUGAUUGGGAUAUACAUUUUUGAGUUGAUUUACCGCAUGAAGUUAUCACCCGUGGCCGUGAUGCACCACGUUGGGACAAUCUUCAUUGGACAAGCUGCCAUAGCCAUCAGUCUGCGACCGCUACGCGAACCCGACGCAUAUAUCGAGUUUGCUCUCUGCACUGUCUGGGGCGCAUUCGACACAGUGUUCGAGUUAUUCCCCCACGUCGCUAUCGUUCUCUACCGUAUCUUCCCCGAACGACACCACUUCCUCAGCAAGGUCUUCCUCAUCUCCUGUUUUACAACCGCAUUGGGUACAAUCACCGAGACGGUUGUGACAAUGUGGCUGUUUGCAAGCACGUGGGACAGGUGGCGGCUUGCAUUUAAGAUUGUCACGCCGGUCCUGCAUGUGGCGUUCUCCGCGGCCCAGAUUCAUGGCAGUCUUGUCUUCUGGCGAAUGUACCGCCGACAACAGCGUUUCCAGUGGGAAGCUGACGCCGAGGCCAAAGAUAGCUUUGUUGGGGGUGGGAGCUCGGUAAACUAUUGCCGAUCCAAUAGCCAGAGCUGA
Penicillium hordei is the source of this 921-nucleotide messenger RNA. RefSeq lists its product as uncharacterized. Lineage: Eukaryota; Fungi; Ascomycota; Eurotiomycetes; Eurotiales; Aspergillaceae. The record is from RefSeq and is a predicted model, not a curated record. The transcript has 2 exons. The coding region runs from base 1 to 921 and encodes 306 amino acids.